GCAAAAAUAGAUAAAUAAAUAAACAACCAUGAACUGAAUUCGUCAUGGAAACAUAUAACCCAAUAUUUGCAAGGUCUGAUCAACUUAAUCGACCAUGGCACUAUGGGAGUACAAUAGACUGCAUAUUAAAGAUGGAGGUAGCCACUGAUUUUUGAUUCCACAUUUUAGACUAUAGACAUUCACUCCCCAAAAAUGAAUCACAGACAUCUGGAACUGUUUCAUGGUCGAGCAGAGAGAGGGGCAGGCAUGCAGUGAGUGUUAAAAACUAUGAAAAGUGUCACUGCAAACACACUCUGUGCUUUUCAGACUUUACAGUUAUCCCAUCCUAUCGCUCCGUUCUCUACUCUGUGUCCUCUGUCCUCUUUUUUUCUGUCCUCUGGUUGGUCCACUAAGAGGCAAAAAAGUUGGUUAUCUACCCUAUCCACGUCUUUUGACACCAACCCCGAUUGGUGCCAGAACACAAUAAUCAGAUGAUUUCUGAUGAGUGGUAUUUGGCAACAAUUAGGGAGGAAGAACUCCUUUUAAGAGGAAAAUACCUCUGCUUACACUUGUUUUUUGUCGUGUUGUUUUUUUGUUUGUUUUUUAAUUUCCCAGAUGGCCUUAUAUUUUCGUCUAUGCGAUAAGUUUGUGUCGACAUGUUAUGCUGGUGCUUUCUGGUGCCUGCAGUUUCAGGGGGAGUGAUCCCUCUUUCUGUGUUAUUCAACAUCCCCACACCUCCUGGCUCACUGACGUCACAAACUCUGGGUUAAAGGGGCCUGCAGCAGAGACAGGAACCCCGGAAAAAUACUUGGUCGUCCCAACAUGGCUAACCUACAGUUCUCUCUGAGAAAGAAGUGAAAGCGGAUUUUUUUGUAAAAACGGUUUUUUACAAUGUAACUAAACCAGUAGUGAUGAAAAGGAAGACGUGCCCUUCUGCUUAUGAAGUUAUCACAGGACAGAACAAACAGGGUGUUAAAUAUGCAGCCUUUUAGUAUAAAUUAAUGGUGCCCCCCGAAAUAAAUACACAAAUAAAUAAAUAAAUAAAUUGGUGAAUUUCAACAAAAUGGUUUUUUUAAACAAAAAAUGAGCAUGAUGUUUUUAAAAUGGUUAUAUGCUAGAUGUACUUUAAUUAGUCCAGUAAAUUAACAACACAUUAAUAAGUUAUCUGAAGGAAUUAAGUCCUGCUACCAGUGAUAUUCGAAAGCUUUAUUAGUUUAUUAUUAUUUUUAUUACUCUUGUUGUGUCGUGUUAAUAUUGUCUUUUCAACUCUUGUGUGUGGGUGUGUGGUGGUGGGUAGAUUAUCACAAUUAUCUCAAUUUAAUAAUUUAAUCCCAACAUUAAACUGUAUAUAAUCCCCCCCCACACACACACACACACACACACACACAUUUCAACUCUGUGUGGGAGUCUUGACCGCUGUUUUUCCAGUCUCAACAGUGUCUCCUCUCCUUUCCCUGCUCUCACUAACACCUCCUCAGACACCGUGGCGCACUCAGAGACGGAAGAAGGGGAAUAAUAAUAAUUCCGGUGACACCAAAUCAUUAUACUGUCGUCAGUGCAAUAAUUGCUUACAAUUGAAUUUUAGAAAUAAAACAAGACAAUUUUUCUCUCUUUUUUGGGGGCAUUCACGUGGACUUGUUUUCAUAACUCAACGGAGUUCAUCUUUAAAUUCGGCAUAUCUUACACACACAAACGAUUAUGCGUUCUAAUAUAAUGUAAACUUUAUUUGCUCUUUCACUCAUGUAUACCAUGUUUCUGCAUCACGAUAAGCCACUGAUGGCGGUAGUUAAACAUAUUAAUCUGUCUGUAACAGACACCGAAACUUUCUUAAGAUCAUAACACACCUUAACUGUGUAAACCGUACUUAUAUAUGAAGCAUGUGUUUACCGAUACUAUGAUUAUUAUUAAUGACCAGAUUCUUUUAACGGAGUUUGGUGGCAGCGUCUGCCGGGUACCGGAAGUGGCUCCGGCUAACUGUGAGCUAGCUUUACCCGGGAUCCUUUGAAUUUGCAAGCGUCAGUGUACGCAAAAGGGUUGGGCACGGAGUACAGUGAAAAGGAGGCAUUUCGGAGUAGAACAUGGAGUACAGCGGUCCAUUGGGCCACUCUCUGUCACCAGAGUCCACGGUGACCUCCCUACUAUCCAGUUCAGGUUACCUGAGGAGCAGCCUGCUGCCUCCUCAACACGACACCAGCUUCAGAUACAAAGACAGAGAGUAUGACUCGGCUUCGGCGGCUCUGGACGCUUACAUCAAAGACUUUGAGAGGAGUCGUCAGAACCGCGACUCGUCGUUGACUGGAAAGCUGGUUCUGCCACAGAACCUACCCUCCACUCCGUGCAGGCACAGAGUGGGCACGCUCAGAAACAAAGAUGUUCUUAGGGAGCGUUUGACCGAGAGAGAGCUAGACUUCCUGAACCUCCCCGUGAGCCCCCUCCAUCACCGCGUUAACUGGGACAGACACUCCAUGACAACAGAUGAACUGCUGUCCGUCCCUUUCGACGGCUCGAUGCCCAUCACCCACACCACCGCCUUCAUCCAAGACCUCCUGUCCUGGCCUGCAGCCUCCCAGACCUGCCCCUCAUCUACCUGUAGACUCCUCCACCAUCACUCUCUUCCACCGACGACGUCCAGGAGCUCCAGGUGCAGAGACAGGCCGAGGGCCGCCACUUUUAAACCAGGUGCUCACAUCAGCAGUUUUAAGAGAUCAGAGCAGGCCCCGGUAUCCUCGUCGCUCCACCUCCCUCACUGGUUCACCAGUAACAAGGCUGACUUGGACUGUUCGGGAAUCACCAGUGUGCCCGACCUGAAGUACCCAGCAUGGCUCCAGGGGUGUGACCUCAGCGAGCCGCCUGCACAGUCAGAUCUGUGGGACGACCACGACGUUCUCCCACCUGGAUCUCCCAGAACCAGAGCUCCAUCCUGGGUAGCAGACCUGGAGAAAGAUGAAGAUCCUGACCAGACACCUGCAGAGGUUGGCAGCCAGCAGGCGCUCAGAGACCUGAGGCUUCAGUUUGCUGAACAGAUUUCUUUGCUCACUACAGAGAGGAAGAGCUCAGACGUUGUGAUGAACAUGUACCAAGACAACAGGAUCGAGUCUCUGAUCCAGAAGGCGGACCAGGUGUUAAACUCUCUGUCUCGGAGUUCUGGACAAGCAGAGAGUCCUGCAGAUCCAGUGAGUCCUGUGAAAACUGAGGAGCUGCUGCACCAUUCUCCCUCACACUGUCCUCUAGACUCAGCAACAGGAGGCUGCACAGAGGAGCUGACUGACAGGGGAGCAGAGGAUUUGAGUCAUGAAAACAGCAUCUGGAAGCAGCCUGGUCCGGUGGAGGCUCUGAAACAGAUGCUGUUCAGACUGCAGGCUGUGGAGGCGGAGCUUCAGCGACAACAGCAGCCACCAGCAGCUCUGACUCUCUCAGAGUGGCUGCUGACAUCAGCAACACAGUGGUCUGUUGGUAACGCAGAGCUGCAGGAGCUGCAAGAGCUUCAGAGUUUUCCUGGUAGACCAUCACUAGAGAGAGCUCUGCAUCAUCUGAACCGCCUGAAGAUGCUGGUGGAAGAACCCAGACAGAAACACAGAGCGACAGAGGAAGAGAAGGACGACGACGAGGGGCGCUACUCGUCCUCAUCUGUCGACAGACUGGUCUGUUCUCAGCAGGAACCCUCCAGAAACUGAACAUUCAAAGGAAGCUCGCUGUGCCAAAAGCCUCAAUAGUAUCUGCACUGUGUUUGUGUAUUUUUUUUAUAAGAAAGUGCAAUUUUUUAAACACUAAUACAACUCAGUUUAAACUAUACCCUAAACCUUUAGAGUCAGGAAGUUUCCUGGACUGUUCUCUUUCUCAGACUCUGAGGAAGAGUCAGAACACAGCGAUAAUUUAAAAGAAGAGAAGAAAACGUGAAGGACAGACUCCGAGACGAGAAAAACAUGCCACAUCUUUUAUAUUUUGAAUGUGUCUCAGGGGUUUGUGAAUGCAACAGUAUGGAUGGAUGGGCUUGAUGCUUGUUGGUGCACAGACCGUUUUGUAUUGAUGGGUUUCAUUCUGUUUGUAGACAGACUGUUGGUGCCAUAAAGAUUUACACACACUCAUUCCUGUUGAAAAUGAAGAGGUUACCGGGCAGUGUUCAGCCAGAGGGAAGAAAGAUCAUCAGUGCUGUUGUCAGUGAUAGCUUUUCAGUUCCUUGCAGGUAAAACUACAAUAAAUUGCUUUUGCUGUAGAAAAGAUGUACACGUGGAAGCACAACGUGUACUACUGUGACAAUCCAGUCCGAUUUUCUUAAGACUCAAGACUCGUGGAUUGAAAAUUGAAGUAUUGAGCCAUGGGUUGGGGGGACCAGGGUGUUCAGAUGUCUAUCUUUAUCUGGGACUGCACAGCAUUUUUUAUCAGGGAACGUUAAAAGUCACCAAAAUUAACAACCUUUGCUGAUUUUGUCGAAUAUCAUAGAAACUAACAAAAAAAGAAGCAGAAAGAUUUGAAGAAAUGUUUUUUGUCUCUUUUGCUUGAGUUGUUGUUUUUUUGUUGGGUUUUUUUUGCAGAGGGAGGAAAAAGUUUGUGACACGGUAAAUGUGUGUCGUAACUGAAUAAAAAUUACAAUUGUCAGAUAUGGCUUUUUUUUAAAAAAGGAUGCCAAUUUGUAGCUCCACCCAAAUGGAAACCCAAAAACUGUUAGCAGACAGAAGAAGAGCUGGGAAAAAAGCAUAAAUGAAGACUGUCACAUGAGACCAUGAGACUUACUCUCUCUAUAUAUAUAUACAUGCUAAAUGAUACUCUGAUAACAUUCAAUUGAUUGUAUUUGUAAGUCAGAUAAAGACCAUUUCACUCAGAGUUGUUCUUCAUACAUCUUCAGGUUCAGGUUACCAUAAGUAGAUUUGUUCUGCAGCUGUGAGUCAUCCGUCCUCACAUGCA
This is a messenger RNA of Maylandia zebra (zebra mbuna), 4881 nucleotides long. It is a transcript of the gene lg7h18orf54, whose product is annotated as linkage group 7 C18orf54 homolog. NCBI's taxonomy places the organism in Eukaryota, Metazoa, Chordata, Actinopteri, Cichliformes, Cichlidae. The record is from RefSeq and is a predicted model, not a curated record.